This is a messenger RNA of Alligator sinensis (Chinese alligator), 3007 nucleotides long. RefSeq names its product recombination signal binding protein for immunoglobulin kappa J region (gene RBPJ). Gene Ontology annotation, cellular component: MAML1-RBP-Jkappa- ICN1 complex; nucleus. Gene Ontology annotation, molecular function: DNA-binding transcription activator activity, RNA polymerase II-specific; RNA polymerase II cis-regulatory region sequence-specific DNA binding. The coding region runs from base 178 to 1650 and encodes 490 amino acids. Lineage: Eukaryota; Metazoa; Chordata; Crocodylia; Alligatoridae. The transcript is spliced from 11 exons. Gene Ontology annotation, biological process: regulation of transcription by RNA polymerase II; Notch signaling pathway. The record is from RefSeq and is a predicted model, not a curated record.
GAGUGGAUGGCUGCCUGGGCUCCCACUUACAUGUGGCUGGGGGUUCUGGAGCAGCUCUCACUUGCUUUUUUUUAAGACCUAGUCAGUUUUCUUCCAUUGGUAGCAGCGGAGUCCUUGGUCAGCCUCCAGGCACACAGAAGGAGGGGUCUAAGCUGUGUACCCACAGCCCCUGUGGUCAUGUCCCACCUGCCAUAUCCCACCUACAAGAAAUUUGGUGAGCGACCACAACCUAAACGCCUCACCAGGGAAGCUAUGCGAAAUUAUUUGAAGGAGAGGGGUGAUCAAACAGUACUAAUCCUCCAUGCAAAAGUUGCACAGAAGUCAUAUGGAAAUGAAAAAAGGUUCUUUUGCCCCCCUCCAUGUGUGUAUCUUAUGGGUAGUGGAUGGAAGAAAAAAAAAGAACAAAUGGAACGGGAUGGUUGCUCUGAGCAAGAGUCACAACCAUGCGCUUUCAUUGGAAUAGGAAACAGUGACCAAGAAAUGCAGCAGCUAAACUUGGAAGGAAAGAACUAUUGCACAGCCAAAACAUUGUACAUAUCUGACUCAGACAAGAGAAAGCACUUCAUGUUAUCAGUAAAAAUGUUCUAUGGCAAUAGUGAUGACAUCGGUGUGUUCCUCAGUAAACGGAUCAAAGUCAUCUCCAAACCUUCUAAAAAGAAACAGUCACUGAAAAAUGCAGACUUAUGUAUUGCAUCAGGGACAAAAGUGGCACUAUUUAAUAGACUUCGAUCCCAAACAGUUAGCACAAGAUACUUGCACGUAGAAGGAGGUAAUUUCCAUGCCAGUUCACAACAGUGGGGAGCAUUUUACAUUCAUCUCUUGGAUGAUGAUGAAUCGGAGGGAGAAGAAUUCACGGUGCGUGAUGGCUACAUUCAUUAUGGACAGACUGUCAAACUUGUGUGCUCAGUUACUGGCAUGGCACUCCCAAGACUGAUAAUUCGAAAAGUGGAUAAACAGACAGCGUUAUUGGAUGCAGAUGAUCCAGUAUCACAGCUCCAUAAAUGUGCGUUCUACCUUAAAGAUACUGAGAGAAUGUACUUGUGCCUUUCCCAGGAGAGAAUAAUCCAGUUUCAAGCCACUCCAUGCCCAAAGGAACCAAAUAAAGAGAUGAUUAAUGAUGGAGCUUCUUGGACAAUCAUUAGUACAGAUAAAGCAGAAUAUACAUUUUAUGAGGGGAUGGGACCGGUACAUGCUCCAGUAACACCUGUGCCUGUUGUAGAAAGUCUUCAAUUGAAUGGUGGUGGGGAUGUAGCAAUGCUGGAACUUACAGGACAGAAUUUCACUCCAAAUUUACGUGUGUGGUUUGGGGAUGUGGAAGCUGAAACCAUGUACAGAUGUGCAGAGAGCAUGCUGUGUGUCGUUCCAGAUAUUUCUGCAUUCCGAGAGGGUUGGAGGUGGGUCCGUCAGCCAGUCCAAGUUCCAGUAACUUUAGUCCGUAAUGAUGGCAUAAUCUACUCUACCAGCCUUACCUUUACAUAUACACCAGAGCCAGGGCCACGACCACAUUGCAGUGCUGCUGGAGCAAUUCUCAGAGCCAACUCAAGCCUCAUGGCUUCCAGUGAAACAAAUACAAACAGCGAGGGAAGUUACACAAAUGCCAGCACAAAUCCAACCAACGUCACAUCAUCUACGGCAACAGUAGUUUCCUAACUACUGUUGUUUGUUUGGACUUUAAUUGACUCUCACGUGCUACAGGCAAGAAAAUGGAACAAUUUUUGUGGUUUCAUGGGAAAACAGCUUUCCAUUCUAAGUGAUAUUAUUUGAACUAUGUUACCUGCAAGUGCUGAUCUUAAAAAAAUAAGAAGCCACAAUAAAAAAAAUACAUCUGAAAUGUAAGAACUUUAUUGAAAAUCUAUUUUUCAGCUGUUUUUUUAAUGGGCAAGAAAUAGAAGUGUGGCUGGGGUACAAGUUAAGCUAAUUAGAAAACAUGAACACAACAUAGUUUUUACGGACCAAGGAACUUGUAUAAGCUUUAGUAUAAAAGGUACAUUUUCACCAUACCUUUUUUGUAUCACAACAUAUAGUACACUUUUGUUACCAAAUAGUUUCUAUUUUUUUUCCUCUGAGCUUUUGCUCUGAAGUAUAUUCAGGUUCCAAGCCUGACCAUGCUUGUAUAAUCUAAUUACCAUACUCUUCCAGUUUAAAAAAAAUAUAUAUAUUUUUGGUCUGUGGCUGGAACUGUUCCUUUUUUUAAACUGAAGUCUUGUGACUUUUUAUGAACUGAAAUUGUUUUUAUUUCAGCAAGUAGAACCUUGUAAAGGCCAGCAUAUUUUUUUUAAGAUUAUAUGAAGUCUGUGCAAAAGCUUUAAAAAAAUGCCUCUGCCUUGCCUGCAAUACAUGCAAUGUAUGUUAACUUUAGUGCUCUGUUUUCAGUCAUUGUUAAUAGUUAUUUCCAUGUUUUCCUUUUUUAAAAAUAUGUAUUUAUAGUGAUAAUUCAUGAGGUUCUAACAUUACAUGAGUUCAAAAAAUGUGGCAUCUCAAACGGUCAUAUAGAUGAUUGUUUGUGUCAUAAGCAUACAUUGGUGUUUUGAAGGGUUUAUUUCUGGGUUCUUCCUCCUUCCCACCUCAAAGUCAAAAAGCAUCAUAAGUGUUUCACUAUCUGUUCAGGUUUUUUCUAAUCUUGUACAUAAGUUGUAUUAAGUGUAAGUUAAAUGUUUAUUUUCUAAGUGGGAUGUUCCCAGUUGCUUCAUUUGGCAGCAUGUCUUCUGUCUUGUUGGCAUGUAUCUAAAUAUCAUGAGAAGUAUUUGCUACAAAUGGGAUUGGUAGGUAAUGCCCUUCAUCCUUACACAAUCAGAAUUGCAAAAAAAAGCGGGGGGGUUCUUUGAUACUAUUCAGUGAAUUAAGCCAGAUAUUAGUGUAAUCCUUGUACUGAGAACAUGCUUUCAUUGUGAAGUGAUCAUACCAUAAUAGCUAGAAGUAAAAUUUAUUACUUAGAAAAAGGCAAUUAGAAGAUUAGAAAAGCACUGUAAAGAUGUCAACUCCUCCCAUCUGUAUUUCUGUGGGGUUU